AUGGUUUCUCUCAAGAAUGCUAUACACGCUUGGGCGGUUCCUAACCUCUUUCGCAGCGUUACAAGUUCUCGAGAAGACCCUUCUUGCACUAAAGCUAUACCGUCUGAUAUUACUAUUGGGCAACCUAAAAACGUAUCAAUCACAAGUUCGGACGUCCAUCGAUCCUACCUUAUCGUUGUUCCACCUCUCUAUACAUCCCAAUCUUCAACUCCUGUCAUAUUCUCUUUCCAUGGAGGUCAUCGGAAUGCAUCGCAACAACUCGCGCUGGACCAAAUGACAAAUUCUGAAUUUAAUAACUUCGCCAUAACAAUAUACCCUCAAGGAGUCAAGGGAAAAUGGGAAGGCAAUCCUGGAAACACAGCAAAUGACACCCAGCUCGUCAGCGAUAUAAUUGACAGUCUUGACAAAACAUACUGUAUAGACAGCAAACGCAUUUGGGCCACCGGCAAAUCUGAUGGGGGUGGUUUCUGUAAUACCCUAGCCUGUGAUCCUAUCCUCUCCACCAAAAUCGCUGCAUUUGCUCCUGUCUCGGGUGCAUAUUAUAUCGACACCCAACCAUGUUUCCCAAACAAUGUUACGAUCCCAUGUUCUCCAGGACGUCCCAAGAUUCCCAUGCUUGAGUUUCAUGGCGGUGGAGACUCGACGAUUCAUUAUGAUGGACAGGCUAAUCGAUCCAAUCAGUGUAUACCGACUGUUCCGCAUUGGGUACAUCAAUGGGCCCUGAGAGACAAGUUGGAGCUGAAAAAUGUCACGACUGAUUUGACGAAUGACACGGUUGUGUAUAGUUAUGGAAAGGGAAAAGAUGAAGGUUUGGUACAGCAUGUUUUUGAUAGAUAUUUGGAACAUGAUUGGCCGAGUACGGUGUUGAAUGCUGAUCUGAUUGGGCAUGGGGAAGGACCGGCGAGCUUCAAUGCUACGCCUAUUAUCCUGGAUUUCUUUCAGAAGCAUACUUUACCGUAA
Botrytis fragariae is the source of this 960-nucleotide messenger RNA. RefSeq names its product putative ferulic acid esterase protein. Lineage: Eukaryota; Fungi; Ascomycota; Leotiomycetes; Helotiales; Sclerotiniaceae. Bases 1 to 960 code for a protein of 319 amino acids. Gene Ontology annotation, molecular function: feruloyl esterase activity. The record is from RefSeq and is a predicted model, not a curated record. The transcript has 2 exons.